Thamnophis elegans (Western terrestrial garter snake) is the source of this 3705-nucleotide messenger RNA. It is a transcript of the gene ABCB9, whose product is annotated as ATP binding cassette subfamily B member 9. Gene Ontology annotation, molecular function: ATP binding; ATP hydrolysis activity; ABC-type oligopeptide transporter activity. Gene Ontology annotation, biological process: transmembrane transport; peptide transport. Gene Ontology annotation, cellular component: lysosomal membrane. Bases 1 to 2382 code for a protein of 793 amino acids. The transcript has 11 exons. The record is from RefSeq and is a predicted model, not a curated record. NCBI's taxonomy places the organism in Eukaryota, Metazoa, Chordata, Lepidosauria, Squamata, Natricidae.
AUGCGUGCCUGGGCAGCGGUGGCCAGCACCCUCGUCUUCAUAGGGAUGGAUGUGACGUUGACCACCCUGUUGUAUGAAUACAACCGCCACAACAGGACUAUCCUUCAGGAUCUCAAGCACUUCAACAUCUUUGACUCCAUGCUGGAUAUUUGGGGGUCUUGCUUGUAUCGCAGCUGCCUGCUCUUGGGGGCUUCCAUCGGGGUGGCCAAAAACACCAGUUACGGUCCCAAGCGGUUGAAAGGAUCCCGGAUCUUUAUCAUCGUGGUCUGUUUGGCGAUUGGGAUUUACGCCCUGGUCAAGUUGCUUCUUUAUUCUGAAGUGAGGAAGACCAUCAAGGAUCCUUGGUUUUGGGGUUUAUUCGCCUGGACUUACAUCUCACUGGUGGCCACUUUCUCCUUCUGGCAACUGCUCUCCACUGUGACCCCUGCCAGGGAUACUUUGGGGAUCAAUUCGGAAUCCAGGGCCGAAGCAGAAGACAUUGGAGACCCCAGUUCUCGUGGGGUUCGGGGAAAGAAAGAGGAGGCCUCAGCUGCCACCAUUUGUAAACUCCUGUCCUACACCAGGCCAGAUGUCCAUUUCCUUGUGGUGGCCUUUUUCUUCCUCUUGCUAGCUGCUUUAGGGGAAACGUUCCUGCCAUACUACACUGGCCAAGCCAUUGAUGGGAUAGUCAUCCAGAAGUCCAUGGACCAGUUUUCCAAGGCAGUGGUGAUCAUGGCCCUUCUAGCCAUUGGAAGCUCAUUUACCGCAGGUAUCCGAGGCGGCCUCUUCACCCUGGUCUUCGCCAGACUGAAUAUCCGGCUCCGUAACAGGCUGUUCCGGUCGUUAGUGGUGCAGGAAAUGAGUUUCUUUGACGAAAAUCUCACCGGCGACAUCAUUUCCCGACUGACAUCGGACACGACCAUUGUGAGCGAUCUCGUCUCCCAAAACAUCAACAUCUUCCUGCGCAACCUGGUCAAAGCCACCGGAGUCAUUAUUUUCAUGUUUAGUCUCUCGUGGCAGCUGUCCUUGGUGACCUUCAUGGGCUUCCCUAUAAUCAUGCUGAUGUCAGACGUUUACGGGAAGUAUUAUAAGAAGCUCUCUAAGGAAGUCCAGAAUGCUUUGGCCAAGGCGAACAACACUGCCGAAGAGACCAUCUCUGCUAUGAGGACAGUUCGCAGCUUUGCCAACGAGGAGACCGAGGCAGACGUCUACUCGGAGAAAUUGCAACAAGUCUACCAACUCAACAAAAAGGAGGCUAUGGCUUACACUUACUACGUGUGGUCCAAUGGACUCACCCUGCUCAUCGUUCAAGUGAGCAUCUUAUAUUAUGGAGGCCACCUGGUGAUCACUGAACAAAUGACAAGCGGCAACUUGAUAUCCUUCAUCAUUUAUGAAUUCGUCUUGGGAGACUGCAUGGAGUCCAUUGGUUCAGUUUACAGUGGCCUCAUGCAGGGUGUGGGAGCUGCUGAAAAGGUAUUUGAGUUCAUAGACCGCCAGCCCACGAUGUUGAACGAUGGGACGUUGGCUCCUAGCCAACUGGAAGGGAAAUUGGAAUUCAAGAAUGUCACUUUUGCUUACCGCACACGCCCUUCAUCCCAAGUCUUACAGGAUGUCUCCUUCACUCUCCAUCCUGGGAAGGUGACAGCAUUGGUGGGUCCUUCAGGCAGCGGGAAGAGUUCCUGCGUCAACAUCAUAGAGAACCUCUACCCUCUUCAAGAGGGCCAGGUUCUUCUGGACGGGCAACCUAUCGAUAUGUAUCAACACAAGUAUCUUCACUCGGUGAUCUCCCUGGUGAGCCAAGAGCCAAUCCUGUUUGCCCGAUCCAUCGCAAAAAAUAUCUCUUACGGUUUGGAUUCAGGCCCGUACGAAUUAGUCGUUCAAGCUGCCCAAAAUGCCAACGCCCACACCUUUAUUAUGGAGUUGCAAGACGGCUAUCACACAGAAGCUGGUGAGAAGGGAACCCAACUUUCCGGCGGUCAAAAGCAGAGAGUGGCUAUUGCUAGAGCUUUAAUCAGGAACCCACCGAUCCUGAUUUUGGACGAAGCUACGAGUGCUUUAGAUGCAGAGAGUGAAAAUCUUUCUUCUUCUUGGCAGAUUCAGGAAGCUAUUUAUGGACAUGUGCAGAAUCACACGGUCCUGGUCAUCGCCCAUCGGCUGAGCACUGUGGAAAAGGCACACCACAUCAUUGUUCUCGACAAGGGCCGUGUGGUACAGCAAGGGACACAUAAGCAGCUGAUGGAAGAAGGCGGCCUUUAUUGCAAGCUGGUGCAAAGACAGAUUCUUGGCCGUGAAACAGGCACGGGGGACAGCUGUCCAGUGGAUGGCGGCUUGGCUAACAUCCAGAGAGGUUCUCCCAAGACAGGGUUGGCAGAAGAGGUAAAGAAGGGACCCCACAUCUGCUGAACUUAGAGAUGCUCAACUGGACCGCCCGGCUGUCAACUGAUCCCAGAAUCGAAUGUUAACGAGGGUUCUCAUCAAACCCCAGAUGGGAGAGUUAUCUUUCAUAGGGCUUCCUGGUCUUCCUUAUCUGAGGUGGCUAAUUAGAGAUAGCUGUAGAAGAGAGAGAAAACCAGAUGCGAUUCUCUUAAUGGGAUGUGUCUUCUUCUUCCCACGGAUACCUCUUGCAAACUUUGCUCUUGCCUAUAAGUGGGCAUGGUUUUUAGGGGCAUGUGCCGUAUGGAAGAAUAAGGAUCUUUGACGGAUCUCCACAAAGCAUCAGUACCACGAUGGGCCAGGAUGGAAACAACGUGCUUGGGAUUGGCAUUGAAGCCAACCGGUUGACUUUGGGAUCACUCUUGGUGCCUACAGAUGUGCUUUGCGCUUCCGCGAAAGUCGAACUGGACCGCCAGAUCAAACGCUCUUUCCACAGGGGGAGCUUGGCUCAUCUGGAAUGUAGAACAUCUGGAUGUGUACACGUUGUCGUCCAGGUCAAUGGUCCUCCGUCGAAGUGUGGUACUCUACACCCUGGGAUAGUCACAAGCUGCGUUAUGCAUGAAGGUUUUCUUAACAAAACCAGCGCUGUUUCAGUUGGGGAGGGGUUUAUUUCCGAUUGCUCUCAGAGGUAGCGGUAGCAGCAUCCCCGAUGGUAUUGCAAUAACAUUUCCAGCCAUAACAACAGAGAGAAGGAGAGGAUGGCAUCUGUGGUCUGCAGUGCAUACCUGGAUGGCAAUAAAGGUGGAGAGAGAGCCUCGGUUAGGGGAAAUGGGCAGUUUUAUUGCAGUUUACAUUUUUAUUGCUGGUAUGCACAGUUGCGCAUCACCUGGGUGGGGCACCUGAAUAUCCCAACUAGCAAGUCGGCUCUGUUUGCAAAUUAUUUAUUUCUCUAGAACAAAGGUUUUUGUUUUUCUCCUCCUCCUUUUUUUAUGCCUAAAAUCAGUUUUAAAAUAGGCCCAUUCCGCCAGGAAACAUUUCCUGCCCAAUUUUAUGUUCGGAUAUAGAUUCCGCUAAACGUUGCAAAUAUUGAGGGUUACAGUUAUUUUGUUGAGUUAAUUAGUUCAUCAUUAAGCACCAGUUCUCCGAAUUAUUUUGAUGGGUUUUGUUGUGUUUAAACAAAGAAAAGGGGUGGGGGUGGGGGAAAACCUUUCCAAAUCUAGCUGUGUAAUCUGACCUGUUCUGAUCUAUGACUUUUGCAGCUGGAUAAAUAUUAAGAGUUCUCAGCCAACUAUGUGCUUUAAAAACAAAACAAAACUGUGAAUUGAGAUUGAACAAUUACCCACAAACCCUUAA